AUGAAGAUCUUGCACCACCUUGCGCCGCUUUUCGCGGGCCUGCUCAUCCUGGCAUGCUUCAUGGAUUCUGUCCACGCAUCCAACCUCGUCACUCGCAGCGAUGGCACUUUGGCUCAGCUUCAAGCUACUAGCGGAGUCCCGUCCGCUUCCCAUGACAUCGACAUCCAUGGCAGCGAUAUGAAAUCGUCUUCAAUCCACGACUCUACCCCAGCUACCAUUACCGGUUCCGCUCACGACAAGCCUCUCGAGCACUUGACGUCCGUCAUGUCCCGCAACGCUACUGAGCCCAGCUUUACCAAUCUCGGUCACUCCACAAGCUUCGAUAGCUUCUCGGCUAUUACGAGCCUCCCCGCACCGACCGAUUCCAAGGCCUUUGCCAAACCGGUCGGUAAGGCGACGAAGCCCAAGGAUAGCGGGACGGACAUGAGCUUUCACUCUCCGGCGCCCACCUCCACACGUCCCGAUACCAGUGGACUUCCUACCGCUACGGACCUGCCUGAGACUUUCUCAUACAGUUUUGCCGCCGAAAUGUUCGACCAGCACCUCAAUUAUCCUAACAGUCCGGGCUACGAUCCCACCAAGCUCAUCUCGGUCGAGUGCGAUGACUGCUCUAUGAAGGGCUCGAUUGACAUCAAGCAGGGAGGGUGGUCCAUGUCUGACGGUAACCUUCAGCUGGGCUUCCUCGACAUUUCGCUUCACGACUUUACCAACGAACUGAAGUUCCGUGUUCAAGGCAAUGAUUCGGGUUCGAUGCUCUACGCUGCGGUUGCUAACCAGGGGAGCGGCGCAUCGCCCGCCGCCGGCAUCCACAUCCCAGGAUUUGGCAAGGCCGGUAUCGUCAUUCAUCCAGAGUUUGUCAUCGACUGGAACUUUACGGAUCCGCUCACGGUCGGCUACAAUGCAGCUUGGGCCACGUUUGGUGACCACGUCAUCCACCUGGACUUCAACAACAUCAGUGCAUUUACUUAUGUGCCACCCGAUCCGGCCCAGUCCUCCUCAAGCGUCUUCUGGUCGCGCUCCAACCAGACGGAGGACGGCAACUCGACCAUCACAGUUGGCACCCGCGUGCACAUCGACGUUGUUCUGGGCUCCAUUCCAGCCGGCAUCGCGGCAGAGGCGGCCAUCGACCUUGGUCUUCCCUACAUCGAUCUCACCACCAACGUUUAUCCGAGCAGCGAGUACGACACCGCUUGCAAUGACACCUUCGGCUACCAGAAGGAAGAGUCGUGGGUCACGGGCAACUUCACCGACAUGUACCCUCUCAUGGUGCGUGGCACCGACCGGGCACGCAUUGGCGUUGAAGUCGACGCCACGACGUUUCCCAACAUGACCAGGGACUCUCAGCUUCACAGCAACUGGACCGAUGGUGCAUACCUCAUGCCUGAUAAGCGGUGCUAUGCUUUCACCGAGGGGACCAAGUUCCUGUCCCUGGCGAUCGACAUCCUUAACUGGAUCAACGACUCCUCUACUCCGGCCAAUGCGAGUUCCGACGGUCAAACCAAGCUAAACGACACGACCGCCAAGGAACCGGCUGGGGUGAAGAAGGGAGCUGCAGCUGCGACGCGAUCAGGCGCUCUGCUCAGCCAUUUGACGGGUGGUUUGCUGCUUGCCAGUGUUGUCUUCUUCAUCUGCUUCUAA
This is a messenger RNA of Diplodia corticola, 1638 nucleotides long. RefSeq names its product histone-lysine n-methyltransferase 2e. The record is from RefSeq and is a predicted model, not a curated record. The transcript has 2 exons. NCBI's taxonomy places the organism in Eukaryota, Fungi, Ascomycota, Dothideomycetes, Botryosphaeriales, Botryosphaeriaceae. The coding region runs from base 1 to 1638 and encodes 545 amino acids.